AUGGCUGAAAUGCGACCGGUUUUACACUUAUUCGAGGUUUUCUCUCGCAAACUUUAUAUAGACGGGUACUUGUGUAAAAAAGACGUGACUAGUGGGCCACAAUCAGGAUGGGUGGAAUAUUAUAUGGAACUGCGUGGCUCAUCGCUUAAAUUACAGCAAAUCAAUGAAGAAGGGGUAGAUACCAGCGUUCCCUCAUCCUACAUAAACAUUGCAAGCUCUAAUGUAAAAAUCAUUGGAACUAUCGAGGAUGAAACUCCGGUGCGAACUAACGUUCUGUUGUUAGACACUGGUCAAGGUAACGAAUACUUGAUUCAGGCGCCGGAUGAGGAUAAGCUUAUCGAGUGCGUUCGUGCAAUUCAAUUGUCUUGUUUCGAGGGAUCAAGACUGAAUGAAGUAUUUACUGCAACAUUACUGAGACGUCCAGGAUUCAAAGAAGUCCUUUCUUCCCCAGUUUUAACAAAGGGAAAGUUUGAAGGAUACCUGCAGGUUCGAUUUGCUGGGGAGAAAGAAUCUAAGAAAUGUUGGGUGACUGUAAGCGAUCACAGAACUGAUGAGAAGAAAAAGAAGGACCUGACAUUUAACAGGGGAAUUGCAAUGUUUUACGAAUCUAAGAGAUCCAGAAAGCCGUUUAUGUCGUUAGCUAACGUGUUACAAACUUAUGUCACGUUCCCCGGAACUACUGCAUUAAUUGAUAGAGUAAAUGAAUUCUGUGUAGAAGGGUCACUUUUCCCAUCAGACACGUCUCAGGACAAACCAGGAGAUUUUGUGAUUCUGACAGCCGAUUCACCAACUGAAAUGGCAAAGUGGCUUAUAGCCUUCUUUGACAGUUUUAAGUUGUACGGCAGACCAAAAGAGCUUUUGUACGAUUUUAAAGAUCCCGCGUCUCCUUUUUUCGCCGUCCCUACUGAUAAAAGUAACGUAACGCUAUUUUUGACAUUACAAGACGUUGAGCAUGUCGACGUCAGGGAAUCGUCUGCAGACGUGAGGGCUGAGUUUGCAGAAAUUGUCAGGAAGAAUUUUGCGCAAUUGCAAAACACAUCUUUAACUCCGGAUAUACCUGUACAUCAAUCUUCGCUCACAACUCAAAAUUCUACUUCCCUUAGUCCGAAUGCUCAAAGAAAAUCCUUCCUCGGCUCCGGUUCACCUCGUCAAAGUCGGUCAAGGGAAAGAUCAGUAUCGCCACUACCGUCCCCAAGGAUCACUCCUCCGGCGAUCAGUUCACCGACUUUGAAAAAGUCUCUAACAGGGCCAGGGUCAAAAACAAGAAAUGAUGAAGGAAAGGAAGAAGCUACAAAAAGUGAAUCCGAGGGAGAAAAUACAAAUGAGGAAACAGGCGAAGAGUCUGGGGAUGAUGCCCAAACGUUGCGGCGUAACACUGAACAAAACGCAAAGACGCUUUCGUUAUCGACUUUAGAUUCGACAGUGAAUUUGAUGCCUGAUUCAUCAGUUGUUGACUCGCCGAUUGGUGGAGAUUUGAUGUCUGAAAUUAUGACUGCCUUUGAAGAGCAGAAGGACAAAGCACAACAAUUCAUCGAGUCGUCGAAAAAAUCUGUGGAUAAACCCAAGCGGUCUGUGUCUUUUAAAAAUCCGCCAAAUCAAAAGAAAAAAUCGCGUAAAAAACUUGACCCUCUUCCAUCAGACAGUGAUGAAAAGAAGAGUGAGGAAUAUUCUAGCGUUGCAAGUGACGAAGAAAGUGAUGAUGUUGUAGACGUUGAUGCUAGGAAAGGUAAGGGAAAAGCAAAGGAAGAAACGCCGAUAUCCUCAAGUCGAGAUCCGGAUAAUAAACGCAAAAAGGCAAAGAUUGUUCCACAACCUUCUGAUAGCGAAGACAGCGAAAAUGAUAACGAACACGAACCUAUUAGACCUACUUCACAGGGACAUUCUCGAUUGAGACCAUCAGACAUUCCCGGUAGACAAGAAUAUAGUUACAGGCAUGAUGAUCAACCUUUGGCUAGACCGUAUAGGGCAUCGUCACCUUAUGGCCAACCGCACGGUUAUGGUCAACCCUUGCCUCAAUAUGCGCCGCAUGGUCACGAUCAUAGAUAUCGACAAUCUCAAGGAUAUUACCCUCCUGGAGCAGGCGGUUAUGGCAGGGACGAAUUUUAUGAUGACGACUUGCAUCCCUUGGCUCAAUCAACUGCCAAAGGUCGUCAAAUACGAACCGCCUUACCCGAUGACCCGCCCCGAGGUCGACCAAAGGGAAAGAAACCCUUAAAGGGUCAUCAGAUGGUUGCAAUAGACAUUUACGAAGAUGUUGACGGUGGUAGUGAUGUAGAGGGCUUAGAAGAAGAUAAUACAGAAGUUGCACCAAAGAAAAAAUCUAAAAAGAAGAGCAAGUCCUCUGGAAAGAAGAAAAACAAAAAGAAAAAUAAAGCCGAGUCGAAACAGGUUACGGAAGCUUUGGAUGUUAAUAUACCUGACAUUGGCUCUUUGUCGUUAGAUCAAAGUAAGAAUGAGAAUAAAGAUAAUUCCGAAAAAGACGCCUCGGAAUCUUCUGAUGAUGAUAGAAUAAAUAAGUCUCGAAGGGUUUUUAAACCAACUAAAUCAAGCGAGCGAAGGAACAUUACUAAGGGACAGAUCCAAAACUCAAGCGAGUCAGAUAAAACUGAAGACGAUUCCGAAUCUGACGAAGAGCAACCACUUGUUUUGUUGGUUUCUGAAGAUGGAGUGCCGCCACAUAGCCCCUUGAAUUACCCUCGGGGUGCAUUUAACACAUCUUCCCGGUCACCAUCACCCAAUUAUGCAUUAGGGCAACGGUACAGUAAUGUACCCCCAGGUGAUUAUUAUGAAAACGAGUAUUUAGACCCAAGAGGUAGUUAUGGUGAAGGAAGACGGAGUUCUCGUGGGUUCGAUUAUUACGACGAUGAUCGAAUUAAUGUACCGGGUGGUUUAGGUGGACGACCAAGGUCAGCAAUGAAUGUACCAGUAGCUGGACGUCGACGAAUAAGUGGUGGGGCAGCGGAUUAUGUGCGUGAUCAGUAUUACGAUGAUCCAUAUUAUGACGAUCGUGGUAGCAAUCCAUUCGCCGCUCCACAACAUUUUCGACCAAUGUCGCUUCUUGGCUCAUUAAGCAAUUCACAGCUUUCAGCCCGUCAGAUGGAAACGUUAGCACGGGAGAGUGGGACCACUUUGAUUCAAUUAGAAGAGAAACCGAAAGAUCCAAGGGCAGGAUUGGUAGGGGCAAUAACAGCACGAGAAUAUGCUCGCAGAGCUGCUGGAGCCAAUACUAUCUCAAGACAGGCGGAGCUGGAGAGAGAACGUUUAUUUGAAAAAGAGCGCGAACGAAGACUUGCUGAGCAAAGAUAUUUGGCUCGCUUAUCCGAAAAUAGGCAUUCUGCGUAUAUGGAUGGGGGCGAUCCCAGAAUGAGAAUGUAUCCGGAUCAGCCUCAUUGGGAUGGGAGAAUCACUGCUUCAACGCCCCAACCCCCAAGACAACCACGAAAACCAGGAAGGCGACGAGACAUUGAAUAG
Molecule: messenger RNA, 3471 nt
Organism: Paraglomus occultum
Lineage: Eukaryota; Fungi; Glomeromycota; Glomeromycetes; Paraglomerales; Paraglomeraceae
Source: the annotation of a GenBank genome assembly